Molecule: messenger RNA, 1840 nt
Organism: Cyanistes caeruleus (blue tit)
Lineage: Eukaryota; Metazoa; Chordata; Aves; Passeriformes; Paridae
Source: RefSeq, a predicted model, not a curated record
CUCACCGAUGGCCCUUCCCUUACAGAAGCGGUGGUGCUGGAACCGGCACCGUUCCGGCACGGUGUCAUUCCCGGUUUUCUGGCGGACCCGACGUUCGCGGAGGCGUUGCGGGAUGAGCUGCUGGGCCUCGGCUUCCGCGGGCGGCGCAAUGACCUGCUCUCGCUGCGGCAGUCCGAGGAGCUGGGGGCAAGCCCGGAGCCCCACGUCGCCGCCCUGAGGCAUGCUCUGUGUGAAGAAUUCCAAGCAUGGCUUUCUGCUGUGACCCAGAUAGCACUGGAGCCCACUAUUGACAUAUCCUGUGCUAAAUAUGAAUAUACUGAUGUUUUGCUGUGCCACGAUGAUGAGCUGGAAGGUCGGAGCAUCGCUUUCAUCCUGUACCUCGUCCCACCCUGGGAGAAAAGUGAUGGGGGAACGUUGGAUCUGUACAGCACAGACGAACACUUUCAGCCACAGCAAAUCACCAAGUCAUUAGUGCCUUCAUGGAACACACUGGUUUUCUUUGAAGUGUCUCCAGUCUCUUUCCAUCAGGUGUCAGAAGUUCUGUCGCAGAAGUGCCGCCUGUCAGUGAGCGGUUGGUUCCACGGCCCAUCUGUGGCCAGACCUCCACGGCACAUUGAAGCCCCCUUGGCCAGGAGCCCACACAUCCCCUAUGAUCAUGAAAUAUUGUAUGAGUGGAUCAAUGUCGUUUAUUUGGACAUGGACUCCCAAGCUCAAAUCCAGGAGGAAUUUGAGGAGCGAUCAGAAAUUCUCCUGAAAGACUUUCUUAAGAAAGAGAAAUACCAACUACUGUGUGAAGCACUGGAGAACAAAGAGAUCCAGUGGAGUAGUCGGGGGCCAGCCAAUAAAAGACUCUAUGAGGCAGCAGAGGAAGACAGCCUCCCUGAUACCCUGAAGGAAUUUCUGCAGCUGCUGCGCUCCGAGGCCUUAUUUUUACUGCUUUCCAACUUCACUGGCCUAAAACUGCACUUCCUGGCUCCCUCUGACGAGGAUGAAGAUACUGAGGAGGGACAAGCAGCAGACACCACUGCACACAGCAGUCCCAAACCUAGGCAGGAAGAGACUGAACAACCAGCUAAUGGCAAUCCACAUCAGCCACACCAGCCUGAGAACACCCCUGAAGCACAGGACAGUGAGACACAGGGUGGCUCGGGCACUCCUGUGUGUGCGGGGGAGCUGCGACACUGGACCCAUGGGCACUACACUCUUGUCCAUGACUCUCAAGCCACAGAAUUUGCUCUUGACCUGCUCUUCUUCUGUGGCUGUGAAGACUGGGAUCCUGAAUAUGGUGGCUUUACUUCCUACAUUGCUAAAGGUGAAGAUGAAGAGCUGUUGACAGUGAAUCCAGAGGACAACUGCUUGGCCUUAGUUUAUAGAGACAAAGAAACUAUGAAGUUUGUGAAAUACAUCAAUCAUCGAAGCUUGGCACGCCUGAACAAGCAUCCAAACAGAACAGGAUUUUGGGAUUUUUCCUUUGUCUAUUAUGAGUGAUGGUACAGUGUGACCACUGUCACAGAGAACAGUGGCGGGUGGUGGGCAGGUUCCUAUCCGGACAUUCAGCUCUGACCUAAGCUCAGACAAACUUUGCUCCUGCAACUCCAUCACACUGCAUAAUAUGUUGGCAGAUGGUUUUUUUAACUGCAAAAAUGGAAAUUCAGUCUUCUCCUGAGUCCAUUGUGAUACGCUCUCAACUGCUUUUAAUGCUCUGUGGGUGAGGUUGUCACACAGCUGGCAGCUUUCCACCUGUUCUGUCAUGGGAGCAGCACAGUGGCAUCUCUGACCCAUCAGGGUGAAAAUUACAACUGUACAUUGCCCCAAGCUGCUGACUAAUUUUAUUAAAAAA